Molecule: messenger RNA, 2212 nt
Organism: Zychaea mexicana
Lineage: Eukaryota; Fungi; Mucoromycota; Mucoromycetes; Mucorales; Lichtheimiaceae
Product: major facilitator superfamily domain-containing protein
Exons: 5
Coding region: 73-1812 (579 amino acids)
Cellular component (GO): membrane
Molecular function (GO): transmembrane transporter activity
Source: RefSeq, a predicted model, not a curated record
ACGCGGCUCAUUUUAAAAAGGAAACUUCCGGUUGUCGGAGAGCUUGGUCGAUCGCUUACGUCUUGGUUACUUAUGCCAUACCUUGCUCCAAAGCUACUGUAUACCUUCCUGUUUGCAUGCCAAGGGUCAGCACCAGUAUAUCUCGCUCUUUUUUACUCAUCGCAACUCGGCUUGAAGAGUGAUCAAAUUGGCUUACUUGUUGCCAUUGCUCCAUUCAUUUCGGCCAUAGCCUGCCCAUUAUGGACGGCAGUCGCUGACAAGACCAAAACGCACCGAUAUAUAAUGUGCAUUGUACAUACUCUAGCGACACUGGCGAUCGUCAGUGUUAUGGGCAUAUCGGUUGCGGUACAGCAUGCUGAGCCAGAGACGGAGCGGAGUAAGCUUACAGUGACUCUGGUGACCAUCACAUCCGUUUGCUUUGCAUUCUUUGGUGUACCGGUUGGACCAUUAGUGGAUGGUGGCGUAUUGAAGAUAUUGGGUCGUAAUAAAGAUCAAUAUGGUCGACAGCGAAUGUUUGGUUCGAUUUCAUUUGGUGUGGCGUCUUGCCUGGUUGGAUUUAUCACGGAUUGGACCAACGACAUGAACGCCAUAUUUUACGUGUACGCCAUAUCAGCAGUAUGCUUCAUCAUCGUUGCCGGUAGCACCCAAUUCAAAACAGAAAAACUAGAUACCUUCAUCCGACGACCGUUCUUACAACAGCAGCAACAGCAAGUGAAUCCUUUAAUACCCAAGCGCACAAAAGCAGCACCUGUACCCUUCGCUUCGAGCUCAACAAGCACUGCUCAUUCUGGUAGCAGUGACGGUAGCACCACCAGCAGCGGUGGAGAAGGCCCAACCCGGACGGAUAGUAAACUGCAUCGAAAAAUCAAGCAAUUCCAGCUCGACUAUUCGACAUAUGACGACGAUGACGAAUUUGAAGCAACACAAAUACGGCAAAAUGAGAUCCAGCGAUUGAUACAGUUUGCGACAGAAUCGAGUAUCAUUGAGGCAGUUAAUCUAUCCAACCCACCUGCGUCCAGACGACGCUAUUCGGGUGUGAACUUGGACGAAGUCGCGAAUGCUACGCAACAGCCGACAAGCUUAAUAGAACUACUAAAACAACCACACGUGCUCUUGUUUUUUAUGACGAUGAUGCUGAUGGGUGCGUCUUUGAAUAUGGUGAUCAGCUUCCUAUUCAUUUUCCUAAAGCAAGAUCUUGGUGCGAGCUCUUCUGUCGUCGGUUUAACAGGAUUGGUUGGAUCAGUUACUGAGUUACUCUUCUUUUUCUAUUCGCGAGAUCUUAUUCGACUUUUCGGUAUCAAAAGUCUAAUAAUCUUGGGCCAUGUGUUGACCAUCGUCCGUGUAUUUUCAUAUACCAUCCUACCCAAGGGACCAAGUGGCGCUAAUGUUGCAUUGGGACUUCAUUUGUUGAACGGCGUUGCAUUCUCGGCUUUGUGGGGUGCAGGUGUGGUACAAGCGGAUGAGCUUGCCCCUCCAUCUUUACAAGCAACAUCACAAGGUCUAUUGGCUGCAAUGUAUGCUGGUGUCGGUGCAGGACUUGGUAGCCUGAUGGGUGGCGUUAUCUAUGAACGUGCUGGACCACACGCCAUGUUUUAUGCCGCUAUCGGAUUGACAUCCCUCAGCUUGGAGCUUUAUCUCGAGGCAAACACAAGAUGGGGUAUUACGGAUAUGCUACGGUGGACCUAUCGGAUGACUGUGCGAAUGUAUACUUGGACACAACAUGUACGCGGCCGAGGACGAGCUGUUCCUCGGUGGAGUGGUCCACGUAGGGAAGGCAGGAUCCGGUUGCGCGGUGAUGGCGACGACGAUUAAGUCUUUUUCCCUGUUUCGAGUAAGUAACCAACCCAGUUUCCCUAUCUUUCCAUACCACACCCAUAACAUACAAACACACAACUGCAACCACAUGUAUAUACACCACAUAUUCAAAACACAUUUACAUUGCACCCACACACAUGAUCUGUUUACUUCGUUUACAUUUAUUGGCGAGGGCUUAUUUGCUUGAAGAAAGAUACCUGCGCACCUUACCCAUCAACAAUACAUCGCUUAUAAUCACUUUCAAUACCAUAUAUAACAGAAAUAUCAAAGAACGCAUUCAUAGAGUCUGGAUAGAUUUGUCGCCUUUCGUUACCAUUCUUUGUAAACUUCAGCACUUUUCUUCUUUUUUGCAAUAUCUUAAAAUUAUACUUUUUUUAGCCUCAGAUGCUAUUCGGCA